This is a messenger RNA of Hippopotamus amphibius kiboko, 8550 nucleotides long. It is a transcript of the gene ARMC12, whose product is annotated as armadillo repeat containing 12. The transcript is spliced from 8 exons. Lineage: Eukaryota; Metazoa; Chordata; Mammalia; Artiodactyla; Hippopotamidae. The record is from RefSeq and is a predicted model, not a curated record. Gene Ontology annotation, cellular component: nucleus. Bases 4677 to 5693 code for a protein of 338 amino acids.
GGAGGGCAAGAUGGGGGGAGGCCCAGGGCGAGGAGAGGCGCGGCCUCCGCCCCACACUCGGUCCUCCUUCUGUGGGGGCGCCGCCCCCUCCGCAUCCCGGGUUUUCGCCGCGUUUCUUCCAGUCCCCAUGCCUUCGCCGGAGUCACGAGCUACCGAGAGGCCCCCCCAAUCUGGUCCUGGGCCGGGGUAAGCGCGAGCUGGGGAGGGCACGGCCCUGGAGAGCGUGGGAUCCAUGUCAGGGCACGGGCUGCCCCCCGGGCUUUCAUCUCUCCGCUUUCUGUCUUUCUGCCGGGGCAGCUCGCAUGUGUGCAGCUUCCGCUGUUCACCGAGAGUCACUGUGUACAUUCUCUCAUUCAGUGCUGACAGCGCACUUCCGGGUGGGAGGCAGGUAUUGAUAGACCCGUUUUCCAGAGGAGGAAACUGAGACUCAUUAUGGAACUUGCCCAAGCCCAAGCUCGUCGGACUCCAUCGGGCUUUGCGUUAUAGAGUAGGCUAAUUUCCCCUUAGCUUCUCCUGUGCAUGCAAGUGCGGGGCCCCUCGGGGUCACCCUCCUUAAGGGCCUACUUGCGCAAUAACUCCCCAAUAGCGUGUUAGGCUCCUCUAAUUAGUCAAGCUGAAACACCCAUUACCAGAGUCCUGAUAGAAUAAGCAGGCAGUCUUAGGGUUUUACAGGUGGGAGGAUGGUUUUUAGGAACAAAGUAGCUCAGGCGAACGGGCUGGAUCCCCCUAGCGCUCCUGGUUUAGGUAUUUGAUGGGGGAGCAGGGUUCAAAGAAGGCUCCAGAGUUGUUCAGGAGUUGAGAUUGAUUAGCCUGAAGACGACCAGAGUGGGAGGGGUAGAGGGUGAAUGGAAGGGGCUGAAUAAUGUGCUUUUCAGGCCUGGCGGAGGCCCACCAUCUGUGCGCUCACUGCCUUCCCAUGGCCAACAUUUUUGUCCAGGUGAAACCUGGGUAUAAUUGUUACAGUCACAUUUGGUGAGCUGUGUGCUGGGCACUGUUCCAAGUACUUAAUCCUCUCAAACGCAAGAGGUAGGUAUUAUUAUUAUUAUUCCCAUUUUACAGGCAGGGGUGGGGGGGUGGAAUGAGGCACAAAAAAGAUUACAAAGCUAAGUCAGUAGCUGAGCUGGUUUUGAACCCUGGCAGUCUGAGUUGAGCCCACGCUCUCACUCAUUAAACAAAGUGCACCUAACAUGAUGGGAACAUGAGCCUCGAAGGUAGAAAGCUGGUGCAGAUGGCAGAGAGGUGUAUGUUAGGGCAGCCUGUGUCCUUUUGCCUUGGUGAGGGCAGGUAAGAAACUUGAGGUUGGCUGUGUGUGUAUAUGGAAUCUCAGACUUCCGUCUAGCCAAUAUUCCAGAUGUUUGGAUUUGACAGAAAAAAAAGAAAACCAAGUUCUCACAAAGAGCUGCAGCCUUCACUUAACGCUCGCUAAGGAUGUUCACCGUCAUCUGUUGUCACCAUCAUUUCACAAAAGCAAGUACAUUUUAAUUCUUCUCGAAAGAAAACAGACAUCGUCUGAAUCAAAAGCAGUUGCUCUGAAGAAAGUACAGUCCUUGACUUUCCACCAACAAAUACACAUUCCUCUUUUUUUUUUUAAAUCAUGCUGUGGACUAGCAAAAAUUUCUCACUGGGGAUGCCUCUGCUUCUAAUCUGUCUGAAUCAUUUGAUGGCAGAAAUGGGCUAAGGUGUGGCAGGAAAGAGGUUAGAGCCAAGAAAGAACUCUCCUUCUUUGGAGAUCUUUAAAGAGGAGGUGAGUACUGACUGCAUUUGCUUAGAAUGUGAGGGUUGCAGGAUCAGCUCCAUGGACUGUGGAGGCUGGUAGCUCUGGGUCCCCCCACAGAGAAGGACCUAUCCUCAGAUCCACCAGGGGAGCCUUGGAACUUAAAGCAGUCCCAUCAGGCAGCCAUUUCCUGCCCGGAGUUCAUGGAGCUUGAUAGGUGGUCCCAUGGUAUUGGGUGGGGGGGGGGCUCCAGGGGCCUCUGUCACCCUUCACUGCAGGGAGUGCCAUGUAGUCACUCACUGUUGGGCUGCACCCCACAGGCCUGUAAGCCGUGUAGUUGUCCAACCUUGAGACUGAAAAAAGAGCCCGGGACAGUAACAGAGAUAUUCAUGGUUAAUAUAAUGGUGCCUUUCUCCAGUGGGAGCCUGGAUUAAUUACCUUAGUAGUCUUAGGUGGGGCCAGGUAUAAACCAGGUGAAAUCUGUAAAUCCCUUUCCAAUCCUAUUCCCCACAGGGCAGCAAACCCAAACCACCAAAACUUACCUGCCCGUCCUGGGACCAUUUGCUAGUGUGCUCCUCUGGGCGUAGAUCCUGUAGCAAAGGCAAAAAUGAGUUAUUGUCCUGAGAGAGAGUUGGCAGUGGUCUUUCGGUGGUCAACAGUUGAACUUGGGUUGUAUUAACUAGUUGCCUCCCAGUUAACAUGGCCCUGGGAUGAUUGCUCCUGGGAUAUUCAGUUACAGUUUGUAGAGCUUGAGUUAGCCUCUGGUCCACCUGUUGAGAGAGCGGGUUUCCAGCUCAGUUGUUAAGUAGUCCUUUUAUCCUUUCCAUUAGCCGGGCAGCAGUGGGGUCGUGAGGCCGGUGGAAGUGCCAGUGUGUGUCAUUUUUAUCAGCCCAUUCCUGAACUUUGUGGCUGGUAAAGUAGAUUCCUUGGUCACUAUUGAUGUCCACGGGGGUCCUGUAUGUCACACACAGCUGUCUUAGAUCCCAAAUAGUGGUUUUUUGCGUUGCUAGAUGACCCGGGUAGGCCUUUUGUAAUGUCUCCCAGAAGCCCAAGGGUACUCUUAUGUUGUUGUAGCACAGGCCCCAACCAAACUUUUCCAGGUAACUGGCCAUGUCCAAUUCACAAGACUGUCCCUGAAUGAAUAUCCCCCAAAGGCUGUGUCUGGUUGUUUAGGGGGCGAGGUUGGGGGUAGGCUCAUCUUUUGUAGAUAAUCCAGGUCCUUGCCUUUUGUCUGUAUUCACCAGUCAUCCCCGUCAGAUGAGCCACGAGCUUAAGGCUGCUGCUCUUUAACUGAGAAGAGACUCUGAAGGUAACAGAGUGGAAGAGAAUCAAGAUAAUGCAAGAGAAGGACAUCUCUCCUGGUAGCCAGCUGCCACAGGGCGCCCCAGGCUGGUGGAUGGCCACCUCGGGAUCCCCCGUGCAACCUCUGUUCCCCUUCCUUACUUCUGGCAUCUCGGGAGUUUCUUCGGCCUCCUGGCUGGCUCCUGGCUUGCCAGUCGUUGGGCUGCCCCCUGCAGUUCUGAAAACCUUGCAGUUACCCAGCCUCAAGACUGAAGAAAGAAUCUGGAGACAGCGACAAAGACAUCAGUGGUUUAUUGGACAGGGGGACCUUAAGCAAAAGGUCCUGGAGUAACACCCCACUGAUUAUGGCAGGCAGGCAGACCACGGCAGUAAUCUUUGCUACUCAGGGGAGAAGGAGGCUAUUAUUUAUAGGGGGAAUUGACGUCAGGUUGGCUCAUCAGUUACCAGGGAAACCAGCUGGGGCACAUCCGUCACAGCCCCUCAGAUUAACGACCAUCACGAGGGCAGAUGUUUCUCUUUAAUAAAUUAGCAGGUAGAACAGGAAUUAGAUCAGUCACUAGCUGGGGCAGGGGGUAAACAUGUUGACAUGACUAGGGUGCAGACAGAAGGGACUGGUUGAGCAGAGGAUGUGCAAAGAGCAAGGGAAGAGCCAUCUUGAAUACACCCACCUUGGGGCUGUGUAGCAUGCCAGGAGUGACCCUUGAGGAGGGCUGGGGGUGGAAGAGAGCAAAGGAAGAGAAUGGCCCCUGGGAGUGAUGCCUGCACUCCAGGGUGACAUGGACAAAGGCUCUGAGUGGACAGACCUGGCUGGCCGCAGCAUCCUUAAGGAUGCCAUGUCCCUAUUUCCCCACCUCCUGCAAACCCAGGUGCAGUCCAGGGCCUUCCAACAGGAGCUCAAGGCCAGGCACCUGAAGCCCUGUCCUGUUGCAUCUACACUCAGUGCUGGCUCUGGGCCUGAGCCUGGCUUGGGCUCCUUCCUGCUCUGUACCUGAAGGAUGCUGGCAUUUUCUGACUCCAGAGGAGGCCUCAAACCCCAUCCCACCCAACGCACAGACAACUGCCCUCAGGAGCUUUUGGUCUUCAGGUAAAUAAACACAGAGGGGAACAUGCAGAUGCUGGAAAAUGAUGGAUUUGCUUUGAGAUUCUGCAAAACUUUGUAAGGUACGCGCCUCCUUUUCAUCCUUCAAUGGAAGCAGGGGCCUACCUGUGGAAACAUCCCAGGGCCCAGAAAUGGAUCUAUGGUGAAGAGGUCAAAGGUGGGAGGGCCAGGGAAGUGAGGGAACAGGGCUGCCAGUGGGCACACCCCAACCCCCCCCCCAAAAAAACUUCCAAAGGCCCCAGUCCAGAAUUGGGGCUCUGCUGCCAUCUAAUGGAGGAAAAGCAGCCUCUGGAGCUGCCUGCUGGGGCUCCACCAACCUGGCUCCCCUAAAAAAGAGGGACUUGAAGGACCUUCCUGCCUCCAGACCUUUUAUUCCCCUGGAGCCUUGAGCUUUGUUUCCUAUAGCCUCUGAAGCUCCCUGGCUGCCCCGUUUCCCAACCACCACCCUCCACCCCACUGUUUCCCCAGUUUCCUUUGUUGCCCAGGUUCUGAUGCUGGUGCCCUGGUUCCUGGCCUUGCUAGAGUUCUGGUUCCGGAAGUCCUUUGCUAGGUGCCUCGGGCAUGUGCUGCAUCCCCCAGCGCCGGGGGCAAAUGGACAUCCGCAAAGGUGUAGUGAGCCUGGCCAUGGGCGCCGGGGCCAUCUACCUGCUCUACAAGGCCGUCAGGGCUGCCGUGAAAUGUCAGCCACCCCUCUGCUCUGCCUCACCCAUCUGCAUCGCCCGCCUGGCAAUCGAGCGAGAGCGGCACGGGCGGGACUCAGGUGAGCUCCGGAAGCUCCUCAACUCUUUGGAGUGCAGACAGGACGAGUACGCCAGGAGCAUGGCCCUGCACAGCAUCACACGCUGUGUGUACCUGCUGGAGUCCGAGGCCUCUGCUUGUACUAAUGAUGACAUCGCAUUGGUGGGCUCCAUGCUGGAUGACAAGGACAACAGUGUCAAAAUCCAAGCUCUGAAUACACUUAAAGCUUUCUCUGGCAUCAGAAAAUUCAGGCUCAAAAUCCAGGAACACUCCAUCAAGGUGCUGGAACUGAUCUCCACCAUCUGGGACUCAGAGCUGCACAUUGCAGGCCUCAGACUCCUCAACAACCUCCCACUGCCUGACUUUGUGCACCCACAGCUGCGACGGGUGAUGCCUGCCUUGAUGGAGAUCCUACAGUCAGACUAUAUCUUGGCACAGGUGCAAGCCGUGCGACUGCUGAGCAACCUGGCACAGAGGAACGACCUUCUCUAUGAUAUUCUCAACUGCCAGGUGCACGCCAGCUUCCUGAACCUCUUCCAGUGCACACAGCCCGGGAGUCUGCUGUUCGAGGUACUGGUGUUUGCAGAGCGGCUGAGUGAGGGCCGGAGUUCACCCCACUACCGUGCCGUGGAGUGGCAUUACAAUGAACAGUCUGUGCAUGAAGCUCUCUUUGGGGACGACUCACGACUGGCAGACCGGCUGCUUGCCCUGGUCAUCCACCCCGAGGAGGAUGUUCAGAUCCAGGCCUGCAAGGUCAUAGUCAGCCUGCAGUGCCCUCAGGAUGUGGGAGUCCGGCCCUCCUGCCCAUCCAGUCAUUCCUGCUUUAAUAACAUGGAAUAAAAUUGCGGGGAGCCAAUAAACGAGUAUGAGAGAGAAGCUUGAGGGGCAGUGUCUGUCCAGGGCCUUCCAGGGUGGGUGUAGAUUUCAGCCAGAAUAUCUGCCUGUCGAAGCAUGAGCCUGUCUCCCCAGAUGCAUUCCCACUUCCCUGUUUAGUGGACAGACUCCCUUCUCUUGCUGCUCUUAUUUUGUGAGUGACAAUUUUUAUUGGUAUAUAGUUGAUUUAUAAUAUGUUAGUUUCAGGUGUACAGCAAAGUGAAUCAGUCAUACAUAUACACAUACCCACUCUUUUUUAGAUUCUGUUCCCAUAUAGUUCAUUACAGAGGACUGAGUAGAGUUCCCUGUGCUAUACGGUAGGUUCUUAUUAGUUAUUUUAUAUGUAGUAGUGUGUAUAUGUCAUUCCCAAUCUCCCGGUUUAUCCUUCGCCCUCUCUUGCUGCUUUGAAAUUUGAACGUGGAGCCAAUGCUUUCAGGGAGUUUUGGGGAGAAGGCAGAUUUGGGGACUGAGGCCAAAAAUAAUCAACAGGAGACAGUACAGCACUGGAUGACUCAGGAUAGGCUGGGCUACACCACAGUUACAACCUCCAGAUCUUAAUGGAUGACCAAGGUUAUUUCUUUUUCACACUGCAUGCUCCUGGCAGGUCAGGGGAAAGGAAAAGAGGGGUAGGAAAAGUGACUUGCCCAAGGUCACAUGACUUGUCUUGGGCAGAAAUAGUAUUAGAACCUCCUAGUUUUUACUGGGCUUUUUACUUUCAUAUUGCUUGGUCCAAGCCCUGUGAGAGCGGGUCAUGGAUUCUAAGCCACAAUCUGUGGCCGCUGAGAAAGGCCUCAAUGCUUCUGGAUUUUAAGGGCCAGUUUAGGCCUGAACUACGAGGAAACCUGUCCCCACCGUAUCCCUGACCCAGGACCUCGUCACUUGAGUGGGUGGACGGUGGGUGAAGGGUUGUUGAUUAGAAUGCACCAAUCAGAGCCAGUUCUUACCAAGGGACCAUCCUUAUCACCACCUCCCAAAGUUUGUUUUGUCAUCUCUGGGUAGACAGUCACUAGCAGGUCUGAAUCAUCAGCUCUCACCUCUCUCCUGAGCUCAGGACUGAGGCUCCUCCUUCCUGCUACUUGGAUACAAUGCAGUCACCCCAGUGGAACUUGUAAAAAGCCAGCAUCAUCCUACCCACCCCUCCGCCAGCUCCCCGUGUUCCCAUGUCACAACCAAGGUGCGGGGAGUCACCUUAACGUCUCCUUACUACCACAUCCACCCGGUCUUUCAGUUCCCACCGCGACACUAUCCCCCACGCCAGGACUUUUGGGAAGUCAUUCUGCCGCUUCUGGUCUCCAUUUUCUGCGGCCCUACACACUGCAUACUAAUCUUAGAACCCCACAUUGGGACUUCCCUGGUGGUCCUGCGUUUGAGACUCCGCACUGCUACUGCAGGGGGCGCGAGUUUGAUCCCUGGUCCGGGAACUAAGACCCCACAUGCCAUGCAGCAUAGCCAAAAAAUUUAAAAAGAAUCCCACGUUGCACCAUCCUCAAAAACUUUCAGAGGUUCCCCACCGCCAAAGUGAACUUUUCUCAGCCCCAAACUGUCACGUGAUCUGACAAGCAUAAGUGUACCUACACCAAAAGCAGGCAAGAUUUUGUCCUGGAUGGUAUGGUCAUUGGAGCCCUUUUUUACAUAAUAGCACCAAAUGAAUUCACUGUGUUUAAGGCCCUUCACCAUCUGUUCAUCUUGCCGGCCAUUAGCCUAGCAGGUCAACACUCUUCUCCAGCCAAACCUCGUUUGGUCUCACCCCCGAGGUUUUCAUACAGACUUCUCCCUGCCUAUAGGGCCCUUCUUUCUCCUUUCCCCUGGUCUGUGUCCCCAUGCUCUGCUGCAGUCUAGAGUUUUCUUCAACUAUAUCAGCUGUUGGCGCUUCCUACAGCACUUCUCACCUGAACCUCUCAUUUUGCAAAUUAAAGCUUGGGUCUUAUAAACUUUGUUCUUUUUGCAGUAGGUCCUAUCUGAGUGCUUGUGAAAACUUUGAAGGAAGAGUCUGCAGGCACAUGAUAACAACUGGCUGAUGGUAAUGAAAGGAGUGCUGGCGGUGGACAAUGAGAUAAGGAGGGGUGUAUUGGUUAUUGGUUGCUGUGUAACAAAUUAUGACAAAACUGAGUGUAUCAUCCUGGGUCCAAUCAAGAGAGAGAAACCACACAGUAAUUUGAACAGGGAGAUUUAAAAAUAAUUGUUACUGCAAUCUCCUGUUGUAAAUAAGAACUGAUUAGUAAGGAGUAAAGAGAACUCUAAAGAAUACAUGAAUAGCAGACCUAGAAGCAGCCCUUCCUUAUCUCCAGGGCUGGGGCUGAGCCACAGCACCCAGGGAAGAGAUACCCACCCCCUACCUCAAGGUUGAAAUCCAAACUUUGUUGAGGAGAACACAGCCUGUGGCUUACCAGAUGGCAGAAAACUCACUAGCGGUGUCAUACCAGUGGAACUUGCAGAAAUCUGCCUUCUUAGAUGCCAGGGAAAGCUCUUCACAGGGAGGUGUCAAGCCAAAGGCACUCCACUACAGAACCGCCUGAGCAGGGUACAGGAGCCUCCACGUACUACAGGAUCCUGGUGCUGGAGAAGGCGUGAGUGCUGCAGGAGCCUCCUGCUGGAUGCUGGAGAAGCUGCAGGAGGUGGAGGCACUGCUGACACUGCUGCCCAAGGGACAGUGCCAGGAGGAUCUGCUGGCCACUGGGUGUUGCUGGCCACUCCAGGAACUGGGCACUGGUGAAGCUGUUUGCACUAUAGGAACGUGCCAAUCAAGCGCACUUGAACUGGGAAGCAGAAACCUUUUCCUCGUGCAAUGUCUCUGCAGCUCUUUUCCUCUUAAUUUAAAAUAUGA